AUGGCCAAUCCACUUGAUACAGAUGCCGGCUCGGAGCUGUUCAGCAGCUAUGAGGCAGAACUGAAACUGGUUCAGGCCGAUUUGAACCAGAAAUUAGAUCAGAUUGCAGAGACUACCGGGGAACAACGCAAGUCUGCUAUCGGACAGGCAGAGAGGGCGCUAGAUGAGGCGACUGAACUGUUGGACCAAAUGCGCAUGGAGAAACAGAACAUCCCCUCCGCCGCCCGCUCAAAAGUCAACGUCCGCUUCCGCAACUACUCCAGCGACAUCGAUGAACUAAAACGCAAACUCAAAUCCCUCUCCGACGACCGCCGCGCUCUCUUCGGAGAUCGAUAUACAGAUGACCCCGAAGCUGGCGAUGUGCACAUGGAACAGAGACAACAACUCCUGUCGGGUACGGAACGGUUAGAGCGCAGCUCGGCUCGGUUACAGGAGAGUCAACGACUUGCCCUUGAGACAGAGGAUAUUGGCCGUGGUACAUUGGCAGAUUUGCAUCAGCAGCGAGAGACGAUUGAGCGGACGAGGCAGAAUUUGCAUCAGAGUGAGGGUUAUGUUGAUACGAGUAUUAAGACGUUGAGGGGCAUGGCCCGUAGGAUGGCUACAAAUCGGAUAAUCACAAUUGCGAUUAUCACUGUGUUGAUCCUUUUGAUUUUUGCUGUUAUCUACAGCAGUUUCCGUUAG
Molecule: messenger RNA, 681 nt
Organism: Talaromyces marneffei
Lineage: Eukaryota; Fungi; Ascomycota; Eurotiomycetes; Eurotiales; Trichocomaceae
Exons: 3
Coding region: 1-681 (226 amino acids)
Biological process (GO): macroautophagy; intra-Golgi vesicle-mediated transport; retrograde transport, endosome to Golgi
Cellular component (GO): SNARE complex; Golgi apparatus; late endosome membrane
Molecular function (GO): SNAP receptor activity; SNARE binding
Source: RefSeq, a predicted model, not a curated record